Messenger RNA from Jaculus jaculus (lesser Egyptian jerboa), 2610 nucleotides. RefSeq names its product collagen alpha-1(III) chain-like. The coding region runs from base 1 to 2610 and encodes 869 amino acids. The record is from RefSeq and is a predicted model, not a curated record. NCBI's taxonomy places the organism in Eukaryota, Metazoa, Chordata, Mammalia, Rodentia, Dipodidae. The transcript is spliced from 6 exons.
AUGCACCACCACCCACGGAAUCGAGAAAGAGCUAUCAAUCUGUCAAUCCUGUCCGUGUCCGGGCCGGACUUUGGUUUCCCGGAAGCUGCCCGGCGGGUCAUGGGAAUAACGCCGCCGCAUCGCCAGUCGGCAUCGUUUAUGGUCGGAACUACGACGUCGGGAACGCCGAACGAGCGCGUGCCGGGGGAGAGCGGAGACGGGAAGGGUCGGACCGCGGACGCCCGCGCUCCACGGGCGACCCGACCCCCCUUUCCUCAGCGGGGCCGCGGGGACGAGGCGGGAGGGGGAAGACACGAGGGGGGCCACCCGGGAAGGCCACAUCCCCCACAGGCACCUCACCCGUCCGCUCGCGAGACGGGCCCAAACACCGCGGGCGACCCGAACGAUCACCGAGACGCGGACACCCCAAGUCACCCCCCCCGCUCCCGAGAGGAGGCGGGGGGAGAGGCGGGCCCCCCAACGAGGGGCCGACCGCCGGCGGGACGGCGGGCACGGAGCGAGAGGCCGCAGCGGGCCCUCGGCCGCGAUACGCACGCGGGGGACGCGGCCCCCCCUUCCAGCGGGGUCGGAGGCCGAGCGCCGGGAAGCACACAGACAGGUCCGGAGGACGCGGCCGCAGAGCCGGCGGGAGGCAGGAGGAGAGCACGGCGAAAGGCGCAGCGACGGGACACGGGACGCCCGGCAUCUGGCGGCCAGCGGGCCCGGGAAGGGAGACGCCCCUCGGAGCCGACACGACCGGACGUCGCCUGGGACACGCGCGGGUAUCUCACCAACGAGCGCCCCCUUGGCGCAACGAUGGUCCCACGCGACCCCGGGGACGGAGCCGGCCGAGCAGAAACCCCUCAGCGACGCCACCACAACCGUCAGGCUGACGCCUCCACACGGAGCCGAGGGUCCGCACCACACGCCGCCACGGUCGCAGACGGCCACGUGCCCCCUCCAAACGUCUCUCCCGCCCGCCAGACAGACCCGAACUGCCCCCACGGUGACAAAACCACGACCGCGCACGCCAGCGAGACCCAGGAGACACUCCGGAUCGGCGGCACGGCCGGUACAGUCGACCGACAAGGGGGAGGGGGUCCGGUGUCAGGCGGGGAGGGGGACGACACGGCGAGCCGGGGGCCGGGCGACACAGAGAGCGAAGGGAAACAACCCUGGCAAGGCCACCUCCACAGCCAACCACACAGCCGGGCCGGCAGGGGGAGGCCAAAGACCGUGGAGAGACCCAACCGGAGAAGAGACCCCACACCACACCAUGACGCCGACACCCGCGCGACAGCCGCCAACCGUCCAGCGACCCGCCGGGACAUCGCAGCCACCCCUCAGAGGCCAUCCGUGGAAUCCCGACGACCCGGGUUCCGCUCCGGGAAGGGGAAAAGCCAGCAUCCCCUGUGGACCGCGGCCGGGACGAGGCGGCCCAGCGCCACACGCGCCCACGCGCACAAGCACCGACAGCCCCACGGCACGGGGAGCACGGGAGGCGAGCGGGGAGGCGCAUCGGACGGACGCAUCGACUCGGCCCAGCGUGAUCCUCCCCGAACUCAUGAGCAGGGAGACGAGGGCCGCGGCAGGCAGAGUCAGCGCACAGUCCCCACCGCGGGGACCGGCGGAACCCCUCACCACGCCCCGGGAUGGCUGGUGAGGGCAAAACCCAGGCCUACACACGUCGACAUUCAAGGAGAGACGGGCGGCUACUACGCGCAGACAAAGGGGGGCGGCCGGCGAGGGAUUCGGGGACCCCCGCGCAGGAAGACCUACACGGGGGCUCACCACAACAGCGCCAUCGCAGCGGGAGGGUGGAGGAGAGGCUCGGGAGCAGGAACGACACCACCACUCAGCCUCAGGCACCUCGAGGGCCAACCUGGAGCGCUCCAGGAGCACCACAAAGGGCCAAGGCAAAGGCGCAGCACACACCGCUCGGGAGGGCAUGUGGCGCGGCACCGGGGACAGCCCCUUCCGGUACGGAGAGGGACAGCCAACCGCACACGGGGGCGGAGACGAAACGGCAAGCGAGAUCAGGGGCCUGCCGCACGCAACCGCGGACCACCAGCCACAGUCACAGGGCGGGAGGUCAAGCAAAGUCGGGCCGGAUACCGCACCCCUGCCUUCCACACACCACCAACGGGUGGGGAGGAGAAGCGAGGGGCCCGCAGGCAGAACGAGAAGAGCGGUCCCAUUCGCCAUGAAUGUCCGUCCCUCGCCUGGCGCGGCUUAGGCCCGGCCCGUAGUGAGCACCACAGAACCACAUCGAUCAACCAGACAUCUGGCAGAACCACAAGCGGGAAAGGCACCAGAGGGGACCCCUUCGGGAGUGAGGAACCCAAAGACAUCGGAAGGAACGAGCCAGGCGGGCAAAGCCAUCGGGAGAGGCCCCGCUUGGACACCGACAUGAGAAGCUCACGAGAAAACACAACCAGAGUAACUCGGGAAGACUCUGGGAGGUGGGUCAACCGAGGGCUCCGGUUCAAGAGGCCCCAGAAAAAGAACCUCCCUGAAGGAAAAAAAAAAGGAAAAAAGUUCCACCACCCAACCGGAGCACUCGGGAGGCUACAGCCGGCGGCGGCCACAGAGAGCGGGAACCAAGACCCGGAAGAAAAAGACCCACGGUGA